UUUAAAAAUAUACUAUACAAAAUGCACAAAAGGAGAAGACAAAUAUGGCGUUAUCCUUAUUAUACACAAGCAGCGUUAUUUUUACUUCAAUGGACGGCACAAGCCCUAAGUUGUAUAUCCUCAGGCCAAAGAUCCAUGUCACCAGCUGCAUUUUCUGCCCCAACUUAUCAAGCUGGAGGAGGAAGUGGGGGAGGAGGUGGCCCAGCUAAUGCGGCUGCUAGAGGAGCUCCAAAUUUACCUUUAACUCCAAUCGGAACUAGAGGGGAACCUCCAAUUGGCCAGUCAGCCCAAGCAUUACUUGGAAGUCGUGUAGGGUUAGCCGAAUUUGGAUCGGAAGGCUAUAACUCGCAGGGUGGUGGUCCUGUAGUUGAUGGUGAGGCUUUGAGUUGCAACUUUGAAGGAGAACCUUGUUGUUGGGCAAAUAUCCCAACACCCAGUGAUGAUCAAAUUGAUUGGUAUUUAGUUCAGGGUACUCCAGAAAGUAUCCAUUUAAGAAAUAUUUCAAUGAAAGGACGUUAUUUGUUUGCUUAUGCAAAAGGGGCAGGUCCUUCAGAUGAAGCCCAACUUUCUUCUUGUGCUAUAACUUGUGCAAGUUCUCCAAUUAAAGUUAGAGCUAGACAUUGGCAAUCAUCUAAUGUUUUACUUCAAGUUUGUCAGAGAGAAUCAUUUCCAGCUACUUUAGGCUUCAAUCCUUUACUAAACUGCCAGGAGUUUCCAUCGCCUGGACAUGUGGCCUAUACAGAAUUGGCAUUACCUAAAGCUUCUUAUGUUGACAUUGUUUUUGUUGCCAGUAAUUUUAUUGAUGAAACAAUAGGGGAUAUUGCAUUUUUGGAUGAUAUUGAAAUUCUUUAUGAGAGAAGACCCCCAGAUUGUGCUGGCCCUCCUACACAAACAGCAACUAGCAGUACACAAAAAAUAUCAAUAAAAUCAACUAAAAAAAUUAAAACAACAACAGAAAAUUUAAUAAAAACAACAACGAUUCCUUUAAUUGAAGAAACAGAAAAUGGAGGAAAUGAAAGAAAUCUGGAAGGAAAAGAGGAUUCAAGACCAGAAAUUACCGAAAGUGAAAACAAAAUUCCAAAAGAGUCGGCUGCUUCAGGUUCAGCUGCUUCAUCUUCAAUAGUUCUUGUUUCAGACAAAGUUGAAGAAGGAAUUCCCCCUGUUGAUAGGGAACCUGUUCCAUUAUCACAAGGCGAAGAAAGUAUUAAUGCAAAAGCUCAUGGAGUAAUAGCAAAAAGUGGAGAUGAAGUAGUUGUUCCAUCAACAACUUCCUCUAUUGACUCUGCAACAUGCCAGUCAAUUAAAUGUUCUUUUGAAGAUGAGUCUAGCUCUUAUGCAGCAGUAUUUCUUUAUCCGCGUGAAAAAGCUGGAUUAUGGACAAAUAUUAAUGGAAAUUCAGAGAAUAAUAUAAAUUCUUUAUCAGAACCAACAAGAAUUAGAUUUCAAUAUUAUGAAGGAACACACGGAGUUCAAUUAAAGGGAUGUUGCGCUUUAAAUUCUGUUACAACUGGAAGUGAAACGACAGAAGAAGGAAAUUUAGAUUGCCCUUUUCUUUCUGAUAAAUUUGUUUCUGUUUCUGAUAGAAUGUGGAAAUGGGGAACUUUUGUAUGUCCUAAAGGAACUAAAAGGGGUGCUUGUGCUCUAGAUGAUAUUGCUGUUGUGGAAAAUAGAGAGGAUAUUAAUAUGAAUGAUAAACCCGUCUGUUAA
This is a messenger RNA of Meloidogyne enterolobii, 1707 nucleotides long. The record is from the annotation of a GenBank genome assembly. Lineage: Eukaryota; Metazoa; Nematoda; Chromadorea; Rhabditida; Meloidogynidae.